Molecule: messenger RNA, 2103 nt
Organism: Hansenula anomala
Lineage: Eukaryota; Fungi; Ascomycota; Saccharomycetes; Phaffomycetales; Wickerhamomycetaceae
Gene: NAB3
Product: Nab3p
Exons: 1
Coding region: 1-2103 (700 amino acids)
Molecular function (GO): RNA binding
Source: RefSeq, a predicted model, not a curated record
AUGUCAGACGAUAACGUUUACGAGUUCCACGAGAAUGAGCAAUCAACUUUCGACAUUCCGGAUGAUACUCAUACAGAGAAAGAACCUGAAGAAGAAGUAGUUGGGAAGGAAGAAGAGGACAAUGAAGAAUAUGACCCUUCAACUGUUGGAAAUGAUAAUGCUGACAGCGAUGAUCCUUAUUCAUCUGUUGAUGAGGAUGCUGAGGAAAAGAAAAUCCAAUCUCAAUCUAAUUCUCAAGAACCAAGUAAUGAAGCUUCAGAACCUGAAUCUGUAAAAGAAUCAUCUAAAGAAAACAUUGAAGAGAAAAAGGAACUUGAGGUCAACCAAGAUAAAGAAGAAACAAAGGAAGAAACAAAGGAAGAAACAAAGGAAGAAGAAAAAGAAGAAAAAGAAGAAGAAGAGGAUGAUGACGACUAUGAUCCUACUGCUGAAGUCUCAACAAAUGAAGAAGAGUCUAAAGCUCAACCUGUUAGCUCUGGAAUUUCUGCUACAGAAACUAAUCAACAAUCUGCUACUCCUACUACUCAAGCAACUUCACUGGCCUCCUCUUUGCCAUCUAACUCAAACACCAAUCCUGAUAUCCAACAAUCUGUUGCUAAAAUCAUGAGCUCUAAUGUACUCUCUGACCCUGAAUUUUUAAAACUAUCACCAACUGAACAACAACAGAGAAUCUUGACUUUAUUAGGAACUAAUAAUAAUACCCAAACUCAACAAACACAAUCAACAUCAUCAUAUUCAGCUCCUGCUCCUAAUUACACAGAUUUCAACUCUCAAACUUAUCCUAAAGAUCAUAGACCUGAUUUAAGUCUUCCUAUGACUAUCGAAGAAAUUUCAAAAUAUAAUGCUUUCAUUGAUGGAGAAGCUAAAUACUCUAGUACAAGACCUACUCCUGCUCCAAAUUCAAGACUUUUCGUUGGUAAUCUACCAGCAAAUGUUACUUCAAAACAAGACUUGUUUAGACUUUUCAACGGAUAUGGUCAUAUUUUACAAAUUUCUAUUAAAGGCUCUUAUUGUUUUAUUCAAUAUAGUGAUGCUGAAGCUGUGGAAAGGGCAAUCAAUGCUGAACGUGGCAUUCCAUUCAAUGGUAAAGAUUUAGUUUUGGAAAUUGCAAAAAAUUCAAGACCAGGUCAAGGUCAUCAACAAACUACUAAUGAUCGUUUAUAUAACAAUAACUUCCACAAUCAAGAUAGAAAAAGAGGUAGAGAAGAUCAUUUUGAGGGUUCUGAUGAUAGAAGUACCAGAAGAAGAAGAGGUGGUGCACUUGAAUGUCAAAUUUUUGUUAAAAGAACUGCUGAUCCUCAAUAUGCUAGAGAUGUUGCUCGUCAAUUUCAAUCUGCAGGUAUUGCAACUGAAUAUGAAUUUUUAAAACCUGGCCAAGAUUUAAGUAAAAAAAUCAAUGAUGUUGCAUAUAAUGGUAUCUUGAGUGUUGUUUUGAUCAAUAAGAAUAGAAACAGUGAUGUUCAAAUUUAUGAGAAAACUCCUGAUGGAAGUAUAAGAUAUGAUGAAUAUUUAAGUGUUAGCGCUGAAGAUGCCACCCAGUUAUUAUUAAGAGCUAAACAAAGCAGAUUCACCGGUGGUGGCCCAUCAGCUGCAGCUCCAAGAGGUGGUUAUAACUCUAAUUCAUAUGGUUCAAGAAAUAAUUUCUCACAACAAUUUGAACCUUCAUAUGGUCAACAAUCUAAUAACUUUUAUCAACCACCUGCUCAACAACAAGCACUUCCUCAACAACAACAAUUAUUGCAAUCAUUACAAAACUUACCACCAAGUGCUUUACAAAAUCUAUUGGCAAUGGCACAAGGUCAACAACCUGCUGCAAUUCCUCAGCAACAAUUUCAACAACCUUAUCAACAACCAUACCAGCCACAGCCAGCAGCAGGCUCUUAUGGAUCUCCUCAAGUUGAUUUAGCAUCCUUAUUGGGUAAAGUUCAAUCUCAAGCUCAACCUCAACAACAGUAUGGCAACCAAGGUUACAACCCAUUAGGUGGUAACGAUUCUUAUCAACCAACAAAUUAUCAACAGCCUCCUCCUCAACAAUCUCAACCUCAAAAUUCUGGAAGUAAUGUUCAAAGUUUACUUGAUACAUUGGCGAAACUUCAAAAAUGA